ACAGAGGGGAUGGCCAGAUCGAGGGGAAGUGUGGUUACUGAUUGAAGAGUUAAUGGAGUGAAAAGAGUCUGAAUCAGCAGCAUAUACUCGACAGGGUAUUGCAAACAAAACCCAAGAUUGUGAGGGAAAGUGAUGGAGGAAAAUAUGGGCCGACAAGCGGAGACAGUGCCGGAAAGAAACUUAACUUUCACCCAUCUGGGAUCAAAGAGAGAGGAUCAAUGCCACAAUAGACCAUGCGUUAGGACAAACAAGGAUUUGAAUCAACAUUUCGAGGAAUGGAAAGAUGAAACACAUAUGUUGCAGCAGACGCGAGAGAUCAAGUCGGCAAUGACAUCCGUCAACAGUGUGGACCUAUCCCUGUCCGAGGGGGAAGGAAGUGCGAACGGCUCGUUCACAAACCAGUCACUGUCCUGCAACAUCGACGAGUCCUACAAAUACAUAUUCCUCCCCAUCUGCUACUCCUUCACCUUCAUCUUCAGCAUCACCCUGAACUCCAUCGUCCUGUACCGCUCCUUCCGCCACACCAAGCGCUGGAAUGCGUCGCUCAUCUACAUGGUCAACCUGGCCUCCACCGACUUCAUGUACGGCCUCUCGCUGCCCUUCCUGGUGGCGAGCUACAUCAUGCAAGACCACUGGGUGUUUGGGGACUUCAUGUGCCGCCUAGUGCGCUUCCUCUUCUACUUCAACCUCUACUGCAGCAUCUUCUUCCUCACGUGCAUCUCUGUGCACCGCUACCUGGGCAUCUGCCACCCCAUGAAAACAAUCACCCUGGAGACCAAACGCGCCGUCAAGGGAACCUGCAUCCUGGUGUGGGCUGCAGUGUUCCUGCUCACCUGCCCCAUCUUCCGCUUCGCACAGACUCAGUAUCUGCCGAGGAAAAAGGACGGGAUGGGCGAAAAUGGGCACACGGCGAACGACUCACGGCAGAGUUUUCACGGGGAAGCCGACGAGUUUAACAACUGCUGGGAUGACGCUAUUGACAAAGAGUUCCAGGACUACGUGCCUUAUGGGAUCACACUGCACCUGGUGGGAUUUUUUGUGCCGUUCAGCAUUAUUGCUUGGUGCUACUCACAGGUGGUCCUGACAAUCAUUAGGUCUCUGAAAUCCAAGCCCAGUAAGGAAGGCCGCGGAGGAGGAGGAGGUGCGGCAGGGCGAGGCGCUGGAUUUGGUGGCACGAUGUCCGGGCCCGAAGGAAUGUCAAUCAUUCUGGGCGCACACUCGCCAUACGUGAACAGACGCCGGAAAUCCAUCAAAACCAUCAUCACCAUCACGAUGCUCUUUGCCCUGUGCUUCUUCCCCUUCCACGUGACCCGUACCAUUUUCUUGAUUUUGAAAGUGACGAACCGUGUUGAGUGUCACACCAUGCGAAUGGUCUCAAUCUGUUAUAAAAUCACAAGACCCUUGGCCUCAUUCAAUGCCUGGCUCAAUGCCUUACUGUACUUCAUAACCAAGGAGAAGAGUGUGCCGUGCUGUCCCAGGCAAGAGCCUGUGCAACAAGGCCUCCUAUCACCCUUAAGGGUGCUGGGAAGACCAGGAGAGGAAGAGGAGGCCGACGGCGAGGCCCUUAAUAACAAGCAGCACAAGCCAAAAACAGAAGCAGACAUAUCUAGGGGCAUACCAUAGACAGGGGAACUGCACUGCCAUGGAGGAAAUCGGUUAGGAUGAUCCUAGGAUGAUUAGAAUGUAUUGUGUAUCCUAAGGACCCAGCAUUGGCAUGGGGCUAUUUAAGGACCACAACUGUUAGGAAUGGGGAAGGGAAACCCAAAGUACUAUAUACUUUGUAGAGGUGCCCUUCACAAUUGACCUUGGAACGGUAGCAGUAAAAGGUUGUUGAAUACAGUACAUAACUACAGAGCUGAAAACAUGGGCAAGUCGUUAAGCCUGGUAAAGUUUUUAAAAGUGAUCUGAGGUAACUGUGACAGGGGCAGUUAUAGGCAAGCUAGCUUCAUAACCUAAAGUCCAGCACCACAUAGUUUUUGUUUAUUAGUAUUUAACUAAAUCAACUGAUUCUAAUGAGCUCAACAUGUGCACAAUGUAGACACAUUGAUUAUUAAAAAAAUGCUUU
Molecule: messenger RNA, 2065 nt
Organism: Engraulis encrasicolus (European anchovy)
Lineage: Eukaryota; Metazoa; Chordata; Actinopteri; Clupeiformes; Engraulidae
Product: P2Y purinoceptor 3
Exons: 2
Coding region: 133-1623 (496 amino acids)
Biological process (GO): G protein-coupled receptor signaling pathway
Cellular component (GO): membrane
Molecular function (GO): oxysterol binding; G protein-coupled receptor activity
Source: RefSeq, a predicted model, not a curated record